This is a messenger RNA of Eptesicus fuscus (big brown bat), 385 nucleotides long. Its product is annotated as 39S ribosomal protein L33, mitochondrial-like. The annotation marks the transcript as partial. NCBI's taxonomy places the organism in Eukaryota, Metazoa, Chordata, Mammalia, Chiroptera, Vespertilionidae. The transcript has 2 exons. Gene Ontology annotation, biological process: translation. Gene Ontology annotation, cellular component: mitochondrion. The record is from RefSeq and is a predicted model, not a curated record.
UGGGCCGCUGAAGGAAGCUGUGGAGGUGCUGUCACCGUGUUUCUGUCGGCUGUCUCCUUUGCCAAGAGCAAAUCAAAGAACAUUCUAGUGAGAAUGGUAAGCCAAGCUGGGACAGGUUUCUCUUUCAACACCAAGAGAAGUCGCCUAGGGGAGAAACGGACUCUACUGCAUUAUGAUCCAUUUGUGAGAGCAAAAGUCCUCUUUGUGGAACAGGAAAAAAUACGCUCUAUCUGAACAAUAGAUUGAAAAUGCAUUUGAUUUAUAAAUGAGAAGACUGAGGGCGGGGUACUAAUUCUGAAAUUCUGCAGCAUGUAAUAAAAGAAGAGGAAAUGACAAGGCAUCUCUGCCUCCUGUGAUUUGAAGGCCAUUGUGAAGAAAACAAUGC